This is a messenger RNA of Magnolia sinica, 810 nucleotides long. RefSeq lists its product as uncharacterized. The record is from RefSeq and is a predicted model, not a curated record. The coding region runs from base 1 to 810 and encodes 269 amino acids. The transcript has a single exon. NCBI's taxonomy places the organism in Eukaryota, Viridiplantae, Streptophyta, Magnoliopsida, Magnoliales, Magnoliaceae.
AUGUAUCACCUUGUUGGAAAGAUGUUGGGGAAACAACUGGUUCUCGAUUUUAAUCAAUGGGGAGGCUGUGGGUUAUUUCAAAUCUUCAAGAGGGCUUCACUAAGGAGACCCCCUAUCUCUUUCGUUUUUAAUCCUGGCUUCAAAGUUUUCUCUUUAAGUUUCUGCCAUCUGAUUGCUAGCGGCAAGAGUCAGUUUUUCAAGUUGCAAAGAAGGUGCCCUCUCCCGUUGCACCUUCUUUUUUCAGACAAUACUCUGUUGUUCCUAAAUGGCAACAGAGCCUCCAUCCAAAAGGUUAACGAUUUCUUGGCUGCCUACCAAAAUACAUCAGGCCAGCACAUUAAUCACCAGAAAAGCUACUUCCUUUGUUCUACAAAUCUCCCUGAAAGUCGAAUCAGAUCCCUAGAGCGCCUUCUGAGUAUGAGAAGGGGCAAUGCGGGGGAACGUUACCUGGGAGCGCUGCUUCUCACAGGCAGAGCAAAGACAGCAGACUAUCAGUACUUGUUAGACAAGAUGGAGAAGAGAGUUAGCGGCUGGAAAGCCAAGUUGUUAUCACAGGCAGGCAGAACUGCCCUGAUCAAGCAUGUGCUAGGGAGCAUUCCCCUCCACGUUCUGGCUGCAGCAGAGAUCCCUAAACAGGUGCUAGCAAAUCUUAAUCAGUGCUUCCCCAGAUUUUUCUGGGGCUGGUCAAAUGGUAGGCGAAAGCUCCCCUGGAUUGCUUGGAAGAAGAUAGCCAGGCCUAUGGAAGAGGGCGGUCUGGGAAUCAGGAACCUCCAAGAGGUUGUGAAUGCUAUGAGAAUGAAAAUGGCCUAG